CCCGGAGCCCUGGGGCCUCCCACGAAUUUCAGGACAGAGCUCUAAGCUUGCUCUGCCAAAAAUCAGGCCCUCAGUCCUGCCGGUGGGAACCAGACUUCUCUCCCUUCGACCCCAAAGGCCAGAGUCCAGCCCUCUUCUCCCUCAGACCCGGGAGUCCAGGUCCUCAGCCCCCUCCUCCCUCGGAUCCCGGAGUUCGGGGCUCCAGUUUGAACUUCUCCACUCCCCUAAAUCCGACUCCUGCUGCUGCGUCAGGGAAAAAAUAAGCGACAGGUGGCACCUGCCCGCAGGGCCGGGUCGCGACCACCUGCUCCCGCCGCUCACCCGGCGCCCCUCUCCAGGCACCUGCUUCUGUCAGUCCGCCCGCCGCUGCCCCGCCCGACCCCGCAGCCCCAGGACGCGGAGGAGGAGCGACCCAGGGAACCCCGACGUUCGCCCCGCCCCAGUCCCUCCCAGCCCGUGCUCCCGCCCCUUCUUAGGGUCCCAGGCGGGGCUCCUGUCUCCCCCCUCCCCCCCCGCCCCAUUCCACAGGCUCCUGGCACGCCCUAGAAAGGGGUGUCCUAGGCGGUCCCAGGCUGGUGGGGCGGAGCCUGCGGCCUCCAGCCUAGACCAGGGGAUUCAACCCGCUCCAGAGCACUGCUGCGCCGAGCCCACCUGGUGAGAAGCCCCUGGGAUGGGGGUGGGGGGAACCCACCUUAACUCUUCUGUCACCUCUCUGGUCCCAGUCCCUUCCUCACAGACCAUGGUGGCUGACGCCCACCCACUCCCCUCUCAAAUGCAGGUGGCGGAGACCCUUCCCAAUUCCCCAGGAACCUACCGGGUCCCUUUCCCCUCUUGAUCAAGGGUGUUGGAUUCUAGUCCCUUCAGAGUAUUGAGCUCUAUCCCUUCACCCUCUUUUCCUUCCUCUCUUUUCACAGGCCCAGGGGUCUCCUUUCAUAGAUCGCAGUCUUUCCUCCCCCAGGCUCCAGGAAUUGGGGCCCUCAACCCCCUUCUCCCUCAAAUCCAGGAGUGCGAGCUCCCAGCCCCUCUUCCCUCAGGCUCCAGAAGUUCUGGUUCAAGGCCUCUCCUAUCCCUAAGCCCCUGAGGCCCUUUCCCUGCUGCCUUCACAGGGAGGGACAGCCUCCUGACCUCCACUCUGACCCUCCUCCGGUGGGGGCCCUGUCCUCCCCUCAGUCCAGGUCCCCAUCACAGCCUUGGCAAUGACUCUCGCAACUUCCUCUCAGCGCUCCCAAAUCAUUCGCUCCAAGUUCAGAUCUGUCCUCCAGCUUCGGAUCCACAGACGGUAUCAGGACCCAAGCCUCUCAGGGUCCUUCACUGCCUCUCCAGUCUUGGAUCCAGAUCCGUGGGUCUCAGCGACAGACCCUGCUCUGGCCCCCAGGGCUCCGGCCCCAGUCUCGCCCUUGGGCCCCACCCCUUUCCUCCUCAGCCCUGGGGACCUGCUCCAUGAAUCAGAAUACUGCCCUUGGAGGUCCCUGAAGGAGUCUCCCAAGAUCUCCCAACAUUGGAGAGAGCCCAAGCCAAAGGGGAACUUGACCUACCACCAGUACAUGCCCCCAGGGCGGAGACAAGGGUCCAGGGUAGACUCCCAGGCCAAAGGGUUGGCCUUGGGUCCCCCUGGACCACCUCUGUGGGAAGGGACAAACUCACAGCAGCCACCUCCCAGGAUGAAGCCCACUGCCCUCACUCCCUCCCCACCUGGAGUCCCCAGCCCCUCGCCCCCUCCACACAAGUUGGAACUUCAGACCCUUAAGCUGGAGGAGCUGACGCUCAAGCCGAGCCCAAACUCUCACCCUCCGCCUCCUGCAAGUGCCUCGGACACCCCUGCUACUGCUGCGGUCCCGGCCCCGGCCCCGGCUCCGGCUGCGGCUCCAGCACCGACUCCUUCCUCAGCACGGCCCACGGCGGCCCUGACUGUGGAGGAGGAGCUGCAGGAAGCCAUCCGCAGGGCACAGUUGCUUCCGAACCGGGGCAUUGAUGACAUCCUGGAGGAUCAGGUGGAGCCUGAGGACCCGCUGCCCCCCAUCCCCCUGGACUUCCCCGGCUCCUUCGACGUGCUGUCCCCCUCCCCGGACUCUGAAGGCCUCUCCUCUGUCUUCUCUUCCUCGCUCCCGUCCCCCACAAACUCCCCGUCCCCCUCUCCCAGGGGCCCCACAGACUCCUUGGACUGGUUGGAGGCUCUGAGUGGAGGUCCCCUGCUAGGCUGUGGUCCCCCAGCCCCCAGCAUCUUCUCUGCUGACUUAUCUGACUCCAGUGGAACCCGGCUGUGGGACCUGCUGGAGGAUCCAUGGUGAUGGAUGCUGGGGUUUCCAGGGACGGAGAACUGGUGGGCAUGGGAAGGUCACCGAGACAGACUCCCAAAGGAGGGGGUGGGACAACCGGCAGAGCCCCUCCCACCACAGACACAGAAUCAGAGAGGACUCUCAUCCCCACCAGGCCCCGAACUGCUGCUGACAUGCCAACCGCCUGACUCUCGCCUGCCUGACCUCCAUAUGAUCCCCUCCAUCGUUGUGUGGUUGGGGGCCGGGAGGUGUCAUUUGCUGCGGGCCAGGGGCAAACAAGCUGCUUGCUGCUUCCUUCAGAGACCUCAUGGAUGUCUUUGUUCCCACCUUAUCCCCUCCCAUGCCACCAACUAGAUGGGAGUCUGGAAGGUGGUCUGUGUUUUUUUGGGUACAGGAGAGGGGGCAGGGAAGAGUCAGGAGGGAGAAUAGGGAGCCAGACCCUUGGCUUCCGGUCGGAAGUGAGAGUAUCAGAAGCGUCAUGUCUGAGGUCAGAUUCUCUUGGAAGCAGAGCCCGAGACAAGAUUCGUGUGCCCAUGAUUUAUUAAAGAAAUGCUCCGAGGAGAAACCAAAAAGGAGCGGAGGAAACCAAACAGUGAAGGGGAAGAAGACUAUCAAGAGUAUGGCUUCAGGUGAAGUCCCAACCUCUGCGUGAUCCCAUGGGGAGCUCUGGAGGAUAAAUUAAGUUGCAGGGUCUUUCUUACCCUGAGGUAAAAGGAGCUAGGCUUUUUUUGGGGGGGGGGAGCUAGGCUUUUGAGGCAGAGGGAGAUCCCUAUUUGGGUUUCUUAUUACUGAAUAUCAAGCCACCCCCAAACUUAGAGUCUUUUUUUUUUUUUUUAAGAUUUUUUAUUUAUUUAUCUGAGAGAGAGAAUGGGAGACAGAGAGCAUUAGAGGGGGAGGAUCAGAGGGAGAAGCAGACUCCCCGCUGAGCAGGGAGCCCGAUGCGGGACUCGAUCCCGGGAUUCCAGGAUCAUGACCUGAGCUGAAGGCGGUCGCUUAACCAACUGAGCCACCCAGGCGCCCCAAACUUAGAGUCUUAAAAUAAUAACUAUUUAUGAUCACUCCCAGUUUCAUGGGUUGACUGGCUCAGCAAGGCAGUUCUUUGGCAUCAUAUGACUAGGGCUGCAGUCAUCCUAGGGUCCAAGUGGGCUGGACCAUCCAAGAUGGGCUCAGACAUGUCUGGCGCCUUGGCAGGAAUGGCUAGUAUGUUGGAGCCAGCCGGGCUGUGGUCUCUCCGGUAGGGUAACCGGACUCCCUACAUGGUAGCUCAGGGUCCCCCAAAGCGAGCGUUACUGCAGCAGGAAGCAGAAGUUGCCAGUCUCAUAAAGACCAGGCUUGGAACUGGCCCAGUGUCACUUGCACUAUGCUCCAUUGGUUAAUGCAAGUCAGGCUGGCAGAAGAUGGGAGGGGGCUACAAAGAUGUAGGAAUCUUGGAGGCAUGGUCAUUGGGGACCAAAUAUGGAGACUCCGCUACACCCCUCUUGUCAGUCAUGAAGAGAGGGCGGGACAUAGACUGCGGGCACCUUGAGCCCCAGGGCAGUCCUGGGAAGAAGGUCACAGAGGAAGCCCAUAAGCAGCAAAAUCUUGUAAAAUAUAGGUUUUAUUAUUAUUCAGGUGUGGGGAAGCCGAUAUAUCAGAAUGACCGCAAUUGAAAAGAUCCUUUACUGGGGCGCCUGGGUGGCUCAGUCAGUUUGGUGGCUGACUCUUGAUCUCAGCUCAGGUCUCAAUCUCAGGGUCGUGAGUUCAAGCUCCACACUGGGCUCCACACUGGACGUGGAGCCUACUUAAAAACAAAAAAACAAAAAAGAUAGUUUGUUAUUCUCACAGAUCCCCAAAGAAGGGGGUGUGCCAAGCCAUGCACGGCCACCUGGGGAAGUGCCAAGGUAGUCAGGAGGCAGGGGGGGAGAGGGGAGCCCUGAGCAAAAGUCUUUGUUGUGGUUUCUCAGUGAGGGAACAGGGGAGGCAGGGUAAGCUGGCUUAAGAUUGUCUAGUAUGAAUGAUUUCACCUGGCUCUGGGGUGUAGGGACCAUCCCUAGUUGUCUGGAACGAGGUCCUGCGGUGAUAAGGCCGAGGAAUCAUGGCCCGGAGGAGUAUACAAGCUCAUAAAGGAAAUGGUUGGGGGUCUGGGCUCUGGAUUGGUUGGUUUGCAUAUGCAAAGCAUGCUCCUGGGUGAGUCCUUUAUUAUCUCUGGGAAUUUGCUAGCCCUGGGAGGGAGGGGCAGUCCCUCCAGAUGUCAAAGCACCAGAAAGACGGGAAAUAAAAAGCCAUAAUGAACGCGGAGAGCACACAGAAGAUGGAGAGUGGGGGGGCCUGAGUGCAGAGAGCCGGGAAGAGGGAUCUAGAUCUAUCUGAGGGGACCUGGGUGGGCCAUCCACAGUAUCCACUACAGGUGGAAAAGGACAGCAGAUCAGUGACGUGCGACAGUACCCAGAGCCAGUGACUGCCCCUCGUUUGGGGCUGUCUGUUUGCUCAUGGGUCCAGUGAGAAUGAGGUGUUCACUGAGCCCUACAGCCCAGUGAGGAUGAGAUGUUCACUGAGACUUCCCAUGAGCUGGACCUGCCGUGGGAGACAUGCUGACAAAUAAUCACCCUUAUGAGCUGCGAAUCCACGACUGUAGUUCCUCCAUGGGCAUUAGAGAGUCAUGAGAGAACAGGUAAGGGAGGGAGAGAUCUCUACCAUGAGGCAAAGGCAGUCUUUGGAGUCUUCUGACCAGUCAGGGAGGUGUCGGAUGGACGCUUUAAAUCAGAUUCAUGAGUCCAUAGCCUGUGCCCUCAGAGUUGAAAAAACAGAGCCCCAGUCUCUGCUCUGGUGAAGCUCAGACAUUUGCACAGAGAGAGUACCAGUGCAGGGGGAUAAGGAUUUUCACGGCAGAGGGGCCAUGACUCCUAGAAAGUACCAGAAGCCGUGGGGAUUGUGUAGGGCAGUCAGAGGAACAGCCUGAGGAACCUUGUGAGGUCAGGGCUGCUGGAACAAAAGGUGGUGGUGUGGCUGCCCCAGAUUUUGGGGUGGACGCGGGUGGCGGUUGGGGCCUGCAGGCACCUUGCGGUCAGGCUGAAAAUUGGGGGUAAAGGGGCGCCAUCAGCCCUGGAAAGAUCAGGAAGGGGUGUGGUGGUGCUUCUGUCUGUCUCAUCUUGGCCCAACUCUGAGCUUGUGACCCUCUGUCCCCAUGUCUCCUGCGUCCAGGGGACGGCAGCUCCAGAGGGAGUCGGGCCGAGGGGUGGCGGCUAAGGAAUUCUCUGGUAGGUGGAGAUUUGAAAGACAGGCACAGGCUUGGGUAGAGUGUGCAUGUUUGAACCCAGCAAUGGAGAGAAGGACUUGGGCCCUACACUCCCCACCACCUGUCACCCAACCCUUCUCCACACAUCCCAGUUGCUCCCUCCUGUCCCCCAGGGAGAGGGCUGCACCGCCCCCAAAGGCUGGUCCAAAGGGGGACACAGGAAGACGGGGAGUACCAUGUUGCCAUCCCAUGAGCUCAGUAGACACAUGAGAAAGACCACGAAUACAUUAAACAAAUGACCAAAAUUAUCAAUUUUUUUUUUUAAGAUUGUAUUUAUUUACUUGAGAGAGAGAGAGCAUAGAGGGAGAGGGAGAAGCAGACUCCCCACUGAGCAGGGAUCCUGAUGUGGGGCUCGAUCCCAGGACCCCGGGAUCAUGACCUGAGCCCAAAGCAGACAUUUAACUGAGCCACCCAGGUGCCCCUAUCAAUUUGUCUUAUAGACAUAAUCUCCAGAAGGUUGCAUUGAGUAGACUGGAGAAUAUACUCGUUUUUCUUUCUCCUCCUCCCCCACCCCUCCCCGUUUCUCUGGCCCUCCCUGUCUCUUUCUCCCUCCCUUCUCUGUCUCUGUCUAUGUUACCACAUACCCUGCUCAGUGGGGAGUCUGCUUCUCCCUCUCCCUCUGUUGCUCUCCCUGCUUGUGCUCUCUCAAAUAAAUAAAAUCUAAAGAAAAAAAAAAAAAA
Messenger RNA from Mirounga angustirostris (Northern elephant seal), 6230 nucleotides. RefSeq names its product MEF2 activating motif and SAP domain containing transcriptional regulator (gene MAMSTR). Gene Ontology annotation, biological process: regulation of transcription by RNA polymerase II. The coding region runs from base 1197 to 2288 and encodes 363 amino acids. Gene Ontology annotation, cellular component: nucleus. Gene Ontology annotation, molecular function: transcription coregulator activity. The record is from RefSeq and is a predicted model, not a curated record. Lineage: Eukaryota; Metazoa; Chordata; Mammalia; Carnivora; Phocidae. The transcript has 8 exons.